AUGCAGCUGCCGCCAGCCAUUCGCGCCCGCCUGGCCGAGGGCCCCGGGGCGGCCGAGCCGCUGCCCGUGGAGCGGGACCCCGCGGCGGGGAAGGCGCCCUUUCGAUUCGCGGCGCGCCGGGUCCGCUUCCCGCGGGAGCACGAGUUCUUCGAGGAUGGGGACGUGCAGCGCCACCUUUACCUACAGGAUGUGCUCACACAGGUGGCUGAGGCGCCUGAGAGGCCCAGGGUGUCCGAGUUCCCGUGCCAGGUGGCUGGCUGCCAGCAGGUCUUCCAUGUCCUGGAGGCCUACGAGCACCAUUACCACACCCAGCAUGCCAACGUCUGCUCCGUCUGCAAGCGAGCUUUCCCCUCCAGCCACCUGCUGGACAGUCACCUGCUUGAGUGGCAUGACACGCUCUUCCUGACCCUGGCUGAGCGGCAGGACAUGUACCAGUGCUUGGUGGGAGGCUGCAAGGAGAAGUUCCGGACCAGCCGAGACAGGAAGGACCACAUGGUGGCGUGUCACCUGUAUCCUGUGGAUUUCCGGUUCGAUAAGCCCAAGAAGAGUAAAGGCCCCAGCACACCAGAGGUCUUGGCACCCAUGUCGGCCGAAGCCCUGGGGGAGCACAGCCAGCAGCUGGAAGGGGAUGCCAUGGAGGUCUGCUCCACUGGACACGUGACGCCACCCCCAGCGCCAGAGGAGGAAAGCUGCACCCCGCCAGGGCUGCCUGGGCGGCGGGCCUACAGCCACAGAGUGCCAGCCACCAUCUGCUUCGGGCAAGGUGCAUCCAGGGGCUUUAGAAGCAUCAAGAAGAGAGGCAAGCACCACUGAGGGCCCCAACGGGGCAGGACCUGAGACUCCAGACCAGGUGCCAGCAGGGACAGCGCCUCCCAGGGCUGCCCUCAGCGUCUCUGCCCCUUGACAAUUGAGCUUUCAGUGUGCAGUGAGGCUGACCACUGCCCGGGAAGAAGGUGGACACCAGCCCUCGGCAGCGGGUACUGCGAGGAUUGUGAGUUUGGUCAUGCAGAAGAAAUCCUUUCCGUGACGA
Molecule: messenger RNA, 1030 nt
Organism: Echinops telfairi (small Madagascar hedgehog)
Lineage: Eukaryota; Metazoa; Chordata; Mammalia; Afrosoricida; Tenrecidae
Gene: ZNF511
Product: zinc finger protein 511
Exons: 6
Coding region: 1-813 (270 amino acids)
Source: RefSeq, a predicted model, not a curated record